Molecule: messenger RNA, 3813 nt
Organism: Penicillium griseofulvum
Lineage: Eukaryota; Fungi; Ascomycota; Eurotiomycetes; Eurotiales; Aspergillaceae
Product: DEAD/DEAH box helicase
Exons: 2
Coding region: 1-3813 (1270 amino acids)
Molecular function (GO): ATP-dependent chromatin remodeler activity; ATP binding
Source: RefSeq, a predicted model, not a curated record
AUGGCAUCUCAUGCUGCGAUGCUUCUAAAUCCCAAGGGCUCCAAAAGACAAGCUCAAAGCAAUGGUAAUGAUCCCUUCUGUUCUCCCCCCGCGAGUGAUUUGUCUCCCGUGGAUGAUGUCGCCAUGUCCUCCGAGCCACCCUCGGACAAGUCUGGGCAUAUGACUUGUGCUGCUGCGCUUGAUUCUCCUGGUUCCCCUGGUUCUUCUCCUCGUGUUUCUACCCUCCCUUGCGUGGAUACAAUGGAUGCCUCGGCCGUGCCUAGGGACCUUCCUGACCCACCUGAGACUCCUGUCCAUCUUGACACGGAGAUGGAUGCUCAGUCCAUGCAUACGAAUAUAACGCAGCCGGCUGAAUCUGGUGUCUCCGAUGCCCCUCAUAUGGAUACUUCGGUUAUGCAUGGAGAGUUCCUUGGCCCAGCUGACUCUUUUCCCCCUUGUGCCCUCAAUUCGCUUGAUUCGUCUUCGAGUCUUUCUUCCCACAAUUUGUCUUCCCCCGUUAUCUCUCCCCCGACAGACCCGAUGCUUCUCGACUCCAUAGAUUCCCAAGGCUCACUUCUGGAAGGUCCAGGUAAACAGCAAGGAAAUGGUUCAUAUACUGCCUCUCCUAUAGCUCCCGUGGGCACUGCGACUACUACACGCUUUGAACCACCCACUAGUCGAACCUCUCCAAGUGUGGCGUCCGAAAUCUCGACCCCUGCUAUGAAGUCAGAACCCAGCCUGACAGUGCAGUUCAGCACUACCCAUGACGAAGACAACGAAAGCGACACGAAAAGAAGUUACCGCGAGAUGAGUGACGACCAAGGCAUCACCCACCGCCCCAAUUUGAUCGAAAACGUCUAUGGCGUUGAAAAACGGAAGAACCAGCCGACCAAGAAAAUGAAAACCGAGCAUGACGUGGAAGAGAAAGCGAACAUGGCGACAGCACCGGCGUCGAUCUCUGGAGAUAGCGGACUUGGGAAAUGGAUGAAAGAGGAGGAUGUGAAGCCAACACCAAUCUCCACUACAUCCAACGUGGUGGAUCUGACAGCAGAUCUUGUGAACACACCUAAGGACGAUGACGAAGUCCUAUGCACUGGUUCAACGGACCUAAGCGCCCAGCGUGUGUGUUACGGCAAAGUCGAAAGCGCAAUGGUCAUGGCCUAUUUAGUCCCCAAACCAGGGCCCUCUGUUUACACUGACUGGUCACAUGCUUGGCCGUCUAUUAAAUUAGACUUGCACCGCCGGGCUGAGAAGGGCAAUUUUAAGAUCGAGGUCGCGGACCCUCACGGCAGGAUCUUCGGUACAAUUGACCCUAAGACGGCACAAGGGCUGUGUCCCCUCCUGGACUCCGAAGAAGCUGGCAUUGAAGUGAAAGCCCUAUUGGAUGUCCGGAGAACUUCACCGAAUGAAGAGAUUUGGCAUCCCACCUCAGGGCUAUGGCGGGCAAGCCUCAACAUAUAUGGCCAGAGAAAGAACGCAGAGGCUAUUGGCAACUUCCUAUCUCACCGCAAUGUCUGGCUAGGAACCCCAAAUUCUGUCGACAAAGGGACUACUGUAUUCAACCCUCACGCAGAGAGCCGACGCCAGCUGGCCGCCGCAAACGCCGCCGCCAACAGCUCUGGGCGUUCUCGUCCAGGGCCAGGCAUUAGAUAUGAAGCGCGAACUGCUGAAGAGGCCAAUGAUGCAGUCAUGAAGAUGUUCGACCAGCUUGCCAACGCGAACAUUCCCACCAUGGAGCCGUCUCAUCAUAUCGAAACACCAUUGCUCCAUCACCAAAAGCAAGCAUUGUGGUUCAUGACAGAGAAAGAGAAGCCGCGGAAAUUUGGCCGGAAAGAAGAAGACAACAAUUCCUUGUGGCGAAUGGAAAACACGCCCAAUGGCAAGACACAGUACCGCGAGAUCAUCACUGGAAUGAUCUCAGAGCAAAAGCCCGAGGAGGCCCUAGGUGGCUUGUUGGCCGACAUGAUGGGGCUGGGCAAGACCUUGAGUAUUCUUUCACUCAUCACCUCAUCGCUUAGUCUGGCUGAUGACUGGACGGAGAUGGCUCCUGAUCCUGUUCUUGUUCGCCGAAAUCCAGGAAUUCGCAACACACGGACAACGCUAUUAGUUGUCCCGCUGAGUGCAGUGAGUAAUUGGGUUACACAGAUCAAGGACCAUCUCAAGCCACGCUCCAUCAGCUACUACAUUUUUCAUGGUCCAUCGCGUAUCACUGACUUCAAUGAACUUUCCGAGUUCGAUAUUAUCAUCACGACAUACAGUACAGUUCUCAGCGAGAUUUCGGGUCGUGGCGCCAGAAGUGGAAAACUCAGCCCCUUGACAAAAAUGAACAUGUUCCGGAUUGUUCUUGACGAAGCUCACAUCAUUAGAGAGCAAAAUGCGGCACAAACCAAGGCAAUCCUCGGUCUCCACUCCGAGCGUCGAUGGUCGGUUACUGGAACCCCAAUCCAAAACCGCAUGGAAGAUCUCCUGUCUGUGACCAGGUUUUUACGGAUUGUGCCUUAUGACCAGCGAAGCCAAUUUUCACAGCAUAUAUCUAGCCCGGUCAAAAAUGGUGACCCCAAUGUACUUGCCAGGUUGCGAGUUCUGGUGGAUUCGUUCACUUUGCGCAGAGUGAAGGAUAAAAUCAAUCUGCCGCCCAGGAAAGACAAUAUCAUCACACUAAGAUUCACCGAGAAGGAACAGCAAUUGCAUGACUUCUUCCGCGCGGAAUCAAAUGUGAUGAUGAGUGUCAUUGCUGGUGAGGACAAACGCAAGAUGGGCGGUCGGAUGUAUCACCAUGUCUUGAAAGCCAUGAUGAUUCUCCGUCAAGUUAGCGCACAUGGAAAAGAGCUUCUUGACAUUUCAGACCGGGAAAGAAUUAAGGGCUUAUCCGUCAACGACGCAAUUGACCUGGAGGAGGGCGAACCGGACGAAACCCGAGCCGCCAUAGACAAGAAGGCAUACGAAAUGUUCGACCUGAUGCAGCAAAACUCGGUCCCCCGGUGUGGUAAUUGUAAUCGAGAACUCGACGAACCUCUGAAUUCAGUGGGAGCUGUCGCCCGUGAUGCUCCGAUGGCUAUUGCCUUACCAUGCCAUGAUAUUUUCUGCCCCGGUUGCUUCUCUGGCUGGAAACACACAUUCGAUUCGUGUCCCGACACCCAGACCCGUUGCCCCAGGUGCGAAGGCUGGAUUCACCUGAAAUAUUCAACCAUCACACCUGCUGGCUUUGAAGAAUACCAGGCCCAAAAGGAAAGUGAACGGCAAACCCGGAAGCUGGGCAAGAAUCUCGGUGAUUACGAAGGACCGCACACCAAGACUAUUGCACUAGUCAACUACCUGAAGGAAAGUGUUGAAGACAGCAAGCAGCUCGAAGGCGAGUCGCCUAUCAAGAGUGUUGUGUUCUCUGGAUGGACCUCGCACCUGGAUCUCAUCGAGGUCGCCUUGAAAAACAAUGGGCUUGAUGGCUUUGUCCGACUCGACGGUACCAUGGCUCUGUCAGCACGCACGAAGGCACUUGAGGAAUUUGCCAAAAACGACCAUAUCACAGUUCUUUUGGCAACCAUUGGUGCUGGUGGUGUGGCCCUGAAUCUAACCUCUGCCUCGCGUGUUUUUAUUAUGGAGCCCCAGUACAACCCAGCUGCUGUUGCUCAGGCGAUUGAUCGUGUUCAUCGCCUUGGGCAAACUCGCCCUGUGCAAACCUACCAAUUCGUUAUGAAAGACAGCAUUGAGGAGAAGAUUAUGGAUCUUGCCAAGAAGAAGCAAGAGAUGGCGGACACGAGCCUGAAUCGCGCAAAGCAAGACAAGCGAGAGACACAGGAGGCUCGCAUGCGUGAAUACCGCAGCCUUUUCAAAUAG